ACUACUGUUAGAUUAAUACUUUCUCUCGCUCUUCUCUCUCUCUUUCUCCCCUCUCCUCUCUUGGCUUCAUCACAGACAGAUAUAAUCACCAGAAGAAGGAGCGACGAUUAUUCUGAAGACUACUGUUAGAUUAAUAUCCGACCGAUCUCUCAGGUUCAUGACAGGGAGAUACUGAAUAAUCAAUCGAGAGCAGAAAAGAAGAAGAAGAGCGGGAGAUACUGAAUUAAGGAAGAGGAUCGAAGAGGAAGCAUGCAUACGAGGAACCAUUGGGGAGGAUCGUUCGAGAUAAGUAACGACAUUAAUGGAGGAGGAGGAUCUGGAGGAUUGUACAAUUCGGGACCGUCGGAUCAGUAUGAGACGACGAUGGAGUGGGAGGACAAAGGAGCGGCGUCGAGGCGGCACCAUCUGCAGAAUCAUCAAGAUCUGGAUGAGAUGCAGCAGAGCUGGCUGUUAGGGCCGGAGGAUCCGAAGAAGAAGAAGAAGGAGUACGUGGAUUUAGGAUGCAUCGUGUGUAAGAGGAAGCUUUUGAAAUGGAGUAUCGCUUCGAUUCUGAUCGCCUUCGUCGUCAUCGGUCUUCCUGUCAUCAUCGCUGAGUCGUUGCCCAAGCACAAGGCCAAACCCGUACCGCCUGAUAAUUACACCCUUGCCCUCCACAAGGCGCUUCUCUUCUUCAACGCUCAAAAAUCUGGGAGAUUACCAAAGAGCAAUGGAAUACCAUGGAGGAUGAACUCAGGGCUGGAAGACGGAAGCGACGUUCCGGAGCUGAAAGGAGGAAUGGUUGGAGGCUACUACGACGCUGGGGACAACAUCAAGUUCCACUUUCCCAUGGCUUUCUCGAUGACCAUGCUGAGUUGGAGUGUGAUUGAGUAUAGUCAAAAAUACCAAGCCAUUAAUGAAUACUCUCAUGCUCGAGAACUCAUCAAGUGGGGUGCUGAUUACCUCCUCUCAACCUUCAAUUCUUCUGCCCCCAGAAUCGACAGGAUCGCUGCCCAGGUUGGUGUAGCCAAGAUAAAUGGAACAGAACCUGACGACCACUACUGCUGGCAGAGACCAGAAGACAUGGACUAUCCUCGUCCAACCCAAAUGAUAACCGCCGGCCCGGAACUCGCUGGCGAAAUGGCGGCGGCAUUAGCAGCAGCAUCCAUAGUGUUCCGAGACAACACUUCCUAUUCUCAAACCCUCGUCAAGAACGCCGAGAAACUCUACGUCUUCGCACGAGACGCUGGCAAAAGAUCCUCAUACAGUAAUGGGAAUGAAUACAUCGAAAACUUUUACAACUCUACAGGCUACUUUGACGAGUACAUGUGGAGUGGUACAUGGUUGUUCUAUGUGACAGGAAAUUCUUCAUAUCUUACUUUGGCAACGCAUCCUUCAGUGGCCAGGCAUUCGAAGGCAUUGUUCAUGGUUCGAGAUUUGAUUGUUACCAGCUGGGACAACAAGUUACCUGCAGCCAUGAUGUUGUUGACGAGGCUAAGGAUAUUUCUGAAUCCUGGGUAUCCUUACGAGCAAAUGUUGGACAUGUACCACAAUAUCACUGGUCUUACCAUGUGCUCUUAUCUUCAUCAGUUCAACGUCUUCAACUUUACUAAAGGAGGAUUGAUCCAGUUGAACCAUGGAGAGCCACAAUCUCUGCAAUAUGCUGCAAAUGCUGCUUUCUUGGCUUCACUAUUUGCAGACUACAAUGACGCCGCAAGAAUCCCUGGAUGGUACUGUGGCUCUACCUUUUUAAGAAACAUCGUUCUCAAGGAUUUUGCUGCCUCUCAGCUUGAUUACAUAUUGGGUAAAAAUCCCAUGAAGAUGAGCUACGUGGUGGGAUUCGGAAAUAAAUAUCCAAAACACGUGCAUCACAGAGGAGCAUCCAUACCACAUGACCAUAAGCGCUAUUCAUGCACAGGAGGCUGGAAGUGGCGCGACACUUCGCACGCCAAUCCAAACAUCAUCAACGGAGCCAUGGUCGGAGGACCCGAUAAGUUUGAUCGUUUUCAUGAUGUGAGGAAAAAUUAUAGCUACACUGAGCCUACUCUUGCAGGAAAUGCUGGCCUCGUUGCUGCUUUGGCUUCCUUGACGGUAACCAACGCAACUGAUAAUAGCGUUGAUAAGAACACUAUGUUCUCCGGUGUUCCGCCCCUGGGACCGCCCAGUCCGCCUCCCCCGGCUCCUUGGAAGCCUUGAGGUUUGAAGAAGCUUGAGUUGAGCGUGGAGAGCUGCUUUUGCGUUUUCACUUUGGGCUUGAGACAAUAUGUUUCUACUCAAUCUCUUGCAUAUUCUUUUUCUAUGAUUGAGUUAUCAAUGUAUCAUAUGUAUGCCAAUGUAGUUUCUUUUUCUUCCUUCUCUGUAACAAGCAAAGUUUGCAUCUGAGUCAAAUAUUUAAUUUUUUUUAAAAAAUAAAAUUUGAUUGAGUACAAUUACUUGAAAAA
Molecule: messenger RNA, 2417 nt
Organism: Neltuma alba
Lineage: Eukaryota; Viridiplantae; Streptophyta; Magnoliopsida; Fabales; Fabaceae
Product: endoglucanase 12
Exons: 6
Coding region: 250-2172 (640 amino acids)
Biological process (GO): carbohydrate metabolic process
Molecular function (GO): hydrolase activity, hydrolyzing O-glycosyl compounds
Source: RefSeq, a predicted model, not a curated record